AUGACGAACAUCCUAAUUUCCGGUACCAACAAGGGAAUUGGUCGUGCGAUGGUUGAGAGAUACCUGACCCGUGAAAAUGUGACUGUGAUCGCGAGUGUUCGCAACCCGAACUCACCUGAAUCAGUCUCAUUGUCUCGCCUGCCGACUGGAAACGGAAGCCGAGUGAUUAUAGUUAAGAUCGAUGCCACCUCCGACACUGAUGCUAAAGAAGCUGUCAACUUCUUGGUGAGCCAGGGUAUCUCAUCCUUGGACAUUGUUAUUGCAAAUGCAGGAACCUUUCCCACAGCCGAGUUCACGACCGUGGCUGAUGCAAAUAUCACGGACAUUCAACACAGUCUAGAUGUGAACACUGUCGGACCUGUUCGUCUAUUCCAGGCAACUUUACCCUUGUUGCUGAAGUCUCCAUCACCUCGAUUCAUCUUGAUCAGUAGUUUGAUGGGUACCAUUACUGGUAUCAAGGAUAUUCCAUUGAAGGUCGCCGCUUAUGGUGCCAGUAAAGCUGCAGCCAACUUCUUUGUUCGCAAGAUCAAUUAUGAGCAGGAGAAGAUUGCUACUUUGGCUAUUCAUCCCGGAGCUGUGAAGACUGUCUCUGGGAAUGACGCGGCCCGUGCUGCAGGUUAUCCUAGCGCAUUCGUUGAAGUUGAGGAUAGUGUGAAUGCACUGAUCCCUAAGAUUGAUGGACUGACCAAGGAAAAUGGUGCAGGAGAGUUCUGGAGUUUCGAUGAUACAACCAUCGCCUGGUGA
Messenger RNA from Penicillium malachiteum, 744 nucleotides. RefSeq names its product Short-chain dehydrogenase/reductase SDR. The transcript has 3 exons. The record is from RefSeq and is a predicted model, not a curated record. Lineage: Eukaryota; Fungi; Ascomycota; Eurotiomycetes; Eurotiales; Aspergillaceae. Bases 1 to 744 code for a protein of 247 amino acids.